Molecule: messenger RNA, 1576 nt
Organism: Ricinus communis (castor bean)
Lineage: Eukaryota; Viridiplantae; Streptophyta; Magnoliopsida; Malpighiales; Euphorbiaceae
Product: F-box protein At5g07610
Exons: 1
Coding region: 244-1326 (360 amino acids)
Molecular function (GO): protein binding
Source: RefSeq, a predicted model, not a curated record
ACUGCACGACUUCAGCAACUAGAGUUUGAAUCCCAUUCAAACAAGGAGUGAUAAAAACUAGGAAUUUGGAGUUAUAAACUAGGAUUCCUAGUCCUAGGUGGAGUAGAGUUACAAUUUCAGGAGAUAAUUUCUGAUAUGUUCAGCCUUAUUAUAUAAACUGCAAUACCUCUAAUUAAUUCUUCUUCUUCUUCUUCUUCUUCUUCCUUUUUCCUUUUUUUCUGGGGGACACGUAUACGCAGAUCAAUGGAAUCCAAGGAUAUUGACGAAACUGAUGACUUGAUGUUAGAAAUCGUAUUGAAGCUGCCCAUGAGAUCUCUGGCAAGAUUCAAGUGCGUUUCAAAGACUUGGCACAGCAGGAUUCAAGAUUUCUGCAUCCCUAAGCUCUUACAAUCUCUUCAACUCCAAGUAAGUAGCAUAGGGAGGGAACAUCACGUGCAUUAUAUUGAUAACACCCGAGUUCUUUAUAGCUGUUCUCUAUUUUUACCACGACCAAUAUUAGCCUGUCACUUACUGGACUGUUGCAAUGGCUUGCUGCUAUUAUGGGUGUGUGACAAAGAAUAUGUAGUAUGCAAUCCUGUGACCAAGCAGUAUGUGAGUUUGAAGCUCCUGGUUCCUAGAAAUCAGGUGACUGGCCUUCUAAUAAAUGCUGCAUUAGCUUUUGAUCCUUCUAUAUCCCCUCAUUACAAAGUUGUUUUAUUCGAUUCUAGGAACAAUCGGUUACUAGUGUUCUCUUCCAAGUCCUGGAGUUGGAAUCCUUUAAAAUAUGAGCUGCAAGACGUCUUGAGUAUCCUUCGUUGGGAUAAGGAAUCUAUUUAUUUCUGUGGAGCAAUUUAUAAAUUAAGCAAGUCAGGACAUGUGGUGAAAUUCUCCAUUGAUGAAGAAAAGGUUGCCAGUGACCGUGUACGAGCCAUUAAACUUCCUAAGUAUGCCCCAGAAAUGAGAUGUUAUGGGGUGAGUAAUGGAAGUUUACAUUAUGCCAAUGUGGAUGAUGGGAAUCUGCAGAUUUGGGUGCUUAAUGGAAGCAUUGGCGAUGAAUGUGAAUGGGUGUUGAAGUAUACUGUUUCGUGCCAAACAAUAGGAAAAGAUAGAGGCAUAUAUUCUGUUCAUCCCUGUGCCAUUCAUCCAUUUUCAGAUAUAAUAUUUCUUGGUUGUGAUGGGGGGAAAUAUCCGAACGUCUACUACUAUGACUUCAGCAACCAAACUCUGGAGCCACAGUGCAAGCUGUUUUCCAUAGCAAAGGAAGUAGAUUUCAAGGAUUAUAUAUUCUAUCCAUUUUUCUAUUGCAUAGACUCUCUAGUCCCACGCAAUAAGAAAGUUCAGGCAUAGCAUUCAAUAGUUUCCAAUAUCCUCUGCCUCUGGAUAUUGGAAUAGAUAUUUGAUCUCUUUACUUGAAUCAGGCAGUUUUAAUGUUUCGGUCUGGUCUGGAGAAUUCCGAGUUUUUACAUAGUCAAUGGUGUGCCCUUUAUUCCUAAGGGUCAUGUAUCCAGAAAAUCUUAUUCUAAGUAAUUAUCAUUGGUUAAUUUAAGUGACUGACGUUCGUGUUGGACAUAGUAAUGAGAAUCUAAGGCUUGAGGCA